Molecule: messenger RNA, 2457 nt
Organism: Penicillium chermesinum
Lineage: Eukaryota; Fungi; Ascomycota; Eurotiomycetes; Eurotiales; Aspergillaceae
Exons: 5
Coding region: 1-2457 (818 amino acids)
Biological process (GO): vesicle-mediated transport
Cellular component (GO): intracellular membrane-bounded organelle; Mon1-Ccz1 complex
Source: RefSeq, a predicted model, not a curated record
AUGAAGCUUCUAAGAUCAGUUCGCGAUUAUCGGCUUAUCGAGAAGCAACUCCUCUUGCUGCGUACCUCUCAAACCUGCUCAGUGCGUGGUUCGGAUGUUAGCAGUGCCAUGCCGGAAAGUGAACAUGAGCCCGUGAUCCCCGCGCAGCUGUCUUUCCUCGCCAUAUACAAUCCAACUCUCGGACCCACCGACGAGACCCUCGAAGACCAGAUUGUGUUCUACACGUCACGUUCGGGCUAUAUACAGCGUACAGAAGGCUCAAGCAAUGAGGAAGAAGGCGCAAGCCCCCCUGCAGAUGGGAAGAAUGAGAGAUUGUGGCAGAUUGGCCUCGCGCAGGGGAUGGUGAGCUUUGCCAGCACCUUCUCUAGCAAACCUCUGGAAUACGUCGAGACGGAGAAAUCCCGCAUAGUUCUUUUUGAGCUAGAAAAGGACUGGUGGAUUGUUGCUGUCACCCAGAACAUUGACCUUACUCGGCUGUUAGCUGAAGCGAGGCAACCUUCUUCGACAGAUAAGAGUAAUGGGCCCAGUUAUCACUACUCCUCGAGGGAGAUGGGACCUCCCCAUUUGCUCACUCAGCAAUUACGCCGUGCUUACUCAAUAUUCCUUCUGCAUCACGAUUACUCGCUGAACGAUCUAUAUACACGCGUGGGACGAUCUGCUUUCUGUUUAUUCAUGGAGCGUUUUUGGGAGAAGUUUGCCUGGAAUUGGGAGCUUCUGCUAAGUGGGAACCCAAUUGUCGAGAUAUACAACGGAAUCAAGCUCGCCGCCGGCGGGGAGCUGGGUAUCGGCGUGGGAGAAGAAGAGUGGGGCAGCGGAGAAAGAGAGGUACUCGAGGACUUUGUUUCCAGGACAGAAGGACUCCAAGACUUGGUCGUCUCCAGGUUUGGCGAGCCGCACAGCCAUAACAGCGACUCGCCGCCGUUAACAGACUCUAAGGGAGAGGCAUGGCUAGGAAUGGACGCAGACCCUCAGUCAGCGGACGGCGUAGUCUUCUCCGGCGUUCAUACCAUCUCCCGAAGAUCUGUAGCACGAAUUUCUCACUGGAUGGAAUGGAUUUACCGGUAUGGUGACGCAGCUUACGGCAUAGGGCGAGACCCGAGCUCAAUGCGCAGGCGAAAGCCGCGAAGGCAUCGCGGUAAACAUCUCCACGGAGGUACUAGCAGUCAUGGCGAAAGGAGUUCUACCCCAGAACAGACUCAUCUUCCGGGUAUUCCGCGUCCUCUUAUCACCGCUACUUCGCAAUCUCAGGUUGAGGUGCCUGAAAACAGCGGUGCUUCUUCGCCUGCAAACAGCAGUCAGAAGAACGAGGCAUCAGCAUUUGGUACUGAUACCAUGAUGAAAGUGCUGACGCUGGGAUAUGGAUCUGCCUGGAGUUUCCCUAGCAAGAUUGCAUCUCCUCUAUCUACUGAGUCCAGUACCCCUAGUCCAAAAUCGUCAGCGAAUGCAGUCCAAACAAGUGAUCCUCCUCUGGAGCCCAAGCCCAAGCCCAUGGGUCGAUUUAUUCUGGGGGCUCGAGAUGAUUUAGAUACUUUGGAUGACUUUGAAGAAGAGAGCGCAGUCCUCGUGUCAGAUACAAAUACGAAAACUCGCAUUGUGCAUCGACCUCUCCACCUUCACUUGCGCGGUGGUGAAAAUGUGGACAGUCGGCAGAAGCUCCAUGCAGUAAUCUACGUGUACCGACCCUUCAUGUUCACUUUCUUAUUCGACUCAGAAUCCGCGGCUCUCUCUUCGCCUGCCCUCUAUUCUAGCAUUCAUCACCAACUGGGCCCUCUCCAAAAACCACUCGUGUCGUCCACUUCAACUACAGCCGCCACGUCUCGUAUCGCAAGUUCCAAUAAUUCAGAGCUUAAUAAACGCUUCGCUCCCCGAGAUCAGUCAGUUUACGAUCUGGUCUAUGACCCAUCCAAUUUGACCAUUCGCACUUCCAUACCCAACAUACCAAAUCUCGGCACACCUUUCCAACCCCUCGAAACCUCUCACUCACCUCGCACCUCAUCAUCGACUCCUAACCAACCUUCAAAGCAAUGGACCCGCGUCGAGAGCCUUACGAUUCACCAACACCUUCUGACUACAUAUAUCGACACCCGAUGUCGGCCCCAGGAAAUUGAGCGCACUUGUAAGAUGAGUCGUGGAUGGUGGGUCCUUUGGGUACGCAUGCCCUCAAGUCCUAGCGAUUCAACACCUCGAGCUCUAUCCACAACUUCUUCGUCCGUUGCUCUGUCCACGAUGGCCGAUGACCAACAAGACCCAUCACCAAAGUCUCGGCUCGAGUCUUGUGCUGAGCCCCACGAAGCCUUCAUCAUCCGCAUGGCGAGUGACCAUGCCUCACAGGCCGGACAUGCACGCAUGAGUAGUGGAGCCCGCUUCUUUCGGGACUUGGGAGGCGCCUCGUCAACGAACACAGUAGGGGGCGUGCUGAAAACACGCCGUCUAAGCUGGUGGAGGGACUUGGGAUAG